AUGCCGUCACAAACAUUCUAUCUCUUAGGAGAGGAUGUCUCCACCGCCAAAACAAUCGAAGUUAACCCUUCGCAGAGUUUGGAGGACUUGAAGCUCUUGAUCGCUGCUCACUUUGCUAUUACCGACCCAAAUGGUAUUGGUUUCUUGGGUAAGGAUGCUGUUCUCACAGAAACUUCCGAAGUCACCACUGCACCUGGUCCCGUCCCCAUCACGAUUGAUGGUCACGCUGUUCGUGACCCUCCAAGCCCCAGGAAAUUACCAUUCGUUGGUAACUUCUUCGAAGUCUAUCCCGACCACUUGGGAAAUCACCAGCGUCUCUUUGACCAGUAUGGUCCUGUAAUCAAGACAGACAACAUGGGCCGCAUCACCUACCAAACCAAUGACCCUGCUAUUGCGGCCAUUGCCCUCGCCGAAUCCGACUUCUUCACAAAGAAGAUUAACGAAGCUCAUCCCCUCUAUGCUCUCAAGAACGCUUCUGCUGGAGUCUUCUUGGGUGACACAGAUACCGAAGAGUGGAGGGUAGCCCAUAAGUUCCUCCCGCCUGCCCUAGGACCCAAGGCGGUGCGUCACUAUGCUCCAACCAUGCAGAAGACUGUCGAGGAUGCGUUCAAGGUGCUUGACCACCUGGAUGAGCAGGGUGAAGCUUGGAAUGUCUAUUAUUAUAUGUUGAAACUGGGUUCUCAGGCCGUCGGCAAGCUUACUCUUGGUUUGGACUUCCAGCAUUUCACUUCCCCUAGCGCUCCUGUCCACGAAAUGGUUCACAGCAUUGCUGAAAUGCUCUCUUUGAAUAAGAAAGUCACGUCCAAGGGUGACUGGUACAACAAGCUGCCAUUCGGAGACCCCAAGCGCCUGAGGGACUUAAAAGCUCGUAUUGAAGAGAUGGUUGGUGAAUCUAUCGAAGUGGCAAGUCGAGGUGGCGUUGAGGAUCUUCCUCUUCAAGACGCCGCUCUCAAAGCAGAUAACAUGGUUGACUAUGCAAUUCGUGCAACCGAUAACAAAGGCCAGAAGCUGCCCCAAUCAAGCUUGGUCUGGGCACUUGUUGUUGCCACUGGAGCCGGGUUCACUACAACAAGUUCCCUCCUCUCGUGGCUCAUCUACGGUCUUUGCACUUACGAAGGAAUGCAGGACAGACUCCUCCAAGAGUUGAUCGACCAUGGGUUUGAUGAGAACACACAGAUAACUGCCGAGCUCACAGACAAGCUGGACUUCCUCGACAAGUACAUUAAAGAGACCCAGCGCCGCCACAAUCCUUCCUUCCAACCAGGACGUACUGCCAAGUGUGACCUUAUCCUCCCAGGAGGUUACAAAUUGCCCAAAGAUGCAGUUAUCAUUCCUGCCCUUCACCAUAUUCACAACAACCCAGAAAUCUGGGACAACCCAUUCCGCUUCAACCCAGAUAGAUGGGAUACCGAGGAGGUCAAGAAUAGACACAAGGCCGCUUAUAUCCCAUUCGCAACAGGGCAGCGAAUGUGCAUUGGAUUCAACUUUGCUCUUCAGGAAAUUAAGGUCUUCUUGCCUAAGCUUGUCUACCGUUACAAGUUCACUCGUGAAGGAGAUGGUCCCAUCGAAUACGACCCUAUGUUCCAAUUGAUCAGGCCCAACAACUUGUAUGUUCGUGCAGAGAGACGAGUUAAGUGGCCUCCUCGAUCAGACCAGAGCACGACUGCUUAA
This is a messenger RNA of Talaromyces stipitatus ATCC 10500, 1671 nucleotides long. Its product is annotated as cytochrome P450 monooxygenase, putative. NCBI's taxonomy places the organism in Eukaryota, Fungi, Ascomycota, Eurotiomycetes, Eurotiales, Trichocomaceae. The record is from RefSeq and is a predicted model, not a curated record. Gene Ontology annotation, molecular function: monooxygenase activity; oxidoreductase activity, acting on paired donors, with incorporation or reduction of molecular oxygen; iron ion binding. The coding region runs from base 1 to 1671 and encodes 556 amino acids. The transcript has 3 exons.